Messenger RNA from Ananas comosus (pineapple), 2002 nucleotides. Its product is annotated as probable serine/threonine-protein kinase PIX7. Gene Ontology annotation, biological process: protein phosphorylation. The record is from RefSeq and is a predicted model, not a curated record. Lineage: Eukaryota; Viridiplantae; Streptophyta; Magnoliopsida; Poales; Bromeliaceae. The coding region runs from base 524 to 1732 and encodes 402 amino acids. The transcript has 7 exons. Gene Ontology annotation, molecular function: protein kinase activity; ATP binding.
UUAGAAGAGAGAGAGAGAGAGAGAGAGAGAGAGAGUGGCCAUCCAUCCCACCCAUCCAAUAGAAAGAAGGCAAAGGCAGCAGAGAGCCCUACAGCAUUACAUUGCUGGCCAAACUCUCACACAUUCUGAUGCACCCAAUAACAAAAUAACCAACAAAGAAAAAAAGAAAAAAGAAAAAAAAAAGAAAAGCAAAGCCUCUUUUUCACAACAUAUACUUCUAUGAUGGUGGUGGUGACUCCCCACAAACUCACUCCCCCCCCCAACCCAAUUAUACCCUUUACUUCUCCCUUUUCCUCCUCCUCCUCCCUCUCCUCCUCCUCCUUUUCUUCUUCUUCUUCUUCUUCUUCUUUUUAUUCUUUCCAUGGAGACCAUGUACUUGGGUUUCUUGGUUUUAUUCUUCUUGCCCACUGUUAUCAAGUAGCACCUUUUUUUGUUCUUUCUUUUUUUUUUUCCUUUUUUGGGUUCUCUUUUUUUUUUUUUUUUAGUUGUGGUUGUUGUUGGUUUUUGGAAGGGACUGUGGUAGAUGGAAUUGGGGAGUUGUGGGUGCUGGUCGGCGGUGGCGCGCGGACUUCGAGGCGCGUGCAGGUCCUCCGCAGCUGCCGGCGGCUCUCCCAACACCCUCCCAAAGGACAGUCUUGUUCAUGAUGCAGCGACAGAGACGAGAUACCUAAACGCUAGUAAUCGCGAGCUUGCUGCUCGUUGCGAGGCCAAUUUGGAUGUCGAAAGGAUUGCUGAUCCAACCACUGAAAAGAAAGCGACUUGCCAGUUACUUCAAUUUACUUUCCAAGAGCUAAAAUCUGCCACUGGUAACUUCAGACCCGACAGUAUUCUCGGAGAAGGUGGAUUUGGAUACGUUUUCAAGGGAUGGAUUGAGGAGAAUGGCACGGCUCCUGCGAAACCAGGCACUGGUCUCACUGUUGCAGUCAAAAGCCUGAAGCCAGAUGCUCUUCAAGGCCACAGAGAGUGGGUUGCAGAAGUCGACUUCCUUGGACAACUGCAUCAUCCUAACCUUGUCAAGCUCAUAGGAUACUGCAUUGAAGAUGACCAAAGGCUGCUAGUCUACGAAUUUAUGGCCCGAGGAAGUCUUGAAAACCAUCUUUUUCGACGGGCUCUUCCUCUACCCUGGUCCAGCAGGAUAAAAAUUGCACUUGGAGCGGCAAAAGGACUUGCCUUCCUCCAUGGAGGACCUGAACCGGUUAUCUAUAGGGACUUCAAGACAUCAAACAUUCUUCUUGAUUUGGAGUAUAACGCCAAGCUUUCGGAUUUUGGGUUGGCAAAAGCUGGCCCACAAGGAGAUAACACUCAUGUUUCAACUCGAGUUGUCGGCACAUAUGGUUAUGCUGCUCCUGAGUAUGUGAUGACAGGACACUUGACAUCUAAGAGCGAUGUGUACAGUUUUGGUGUAGUGAUUCUUGAGAUUUUAACUGGUAGAAGGUCUGUGGACAAAAAGCGGCCAAGCGGCGAACAGAAUCUGGUCGCAUGGGCUAGACCGUAUCUGAGCGAGAGGCGAAGGCUCUACCAGCUCGUAGACCCUCGGCUGGAGCUCAACUAUUCAAUAAGAGGAGUUUACAAGGUCGCUCAGGUCGCAUAUUAUUGCCUAAGUCGGGACCCAAAAUCUCGCCCUUCGAUGGAUGAUAUUGUUAAGUGUCUGACUCCACUUCAAGAUCUAAAUGACUUGGCUGCAUUAUCUUUUCGCUCUCGCUCAUCUCAACGAGGCAAACUCCGACAUUGAUGAUGUUUAAAUUUUAGCAAAUGCUGCGGUGCUGAGAUUCUCAUGAUUGUUGUAUCUUUAACUAAAGUGUGUAAAGUAGGCUGCAACUGAUUGUCAAAUUCACGCAUUUAAGCCCCAAAAUAUUGUGAUAUUAGGACAUGAACUGUCCUGCAGUUAGGGUUUCUUGAUGUGCAAUAUUUCAUGUAUGAUUUAGAUACCACUUGCGUAAGUUUUAAUACUUCAGGGUGAUCAUUUCAAAGUUACAGAGCAUAGUCUCUUCUAAGCGAUUUA